ACUGCAGCAGAAAUGGCAGCUAAUAUUCUGGUAGGAGAGGAUCAGUUUAGUUGUUCAGUGUGUCUGGAGAUACUGAAGAACCCAGUCGCUAUUCCAUGUGGACACAGUUACUGUAUGGUGUGUAUUAAGAACUGCUGGGAUCAGACUGAUCAUACAGGUGUCUACAGCUGCCCCCAGUGCAGAAACACCUUUACCCCAAGGCCUGAUCUGUGCAGAAACACCGUGCUGGCUGAAGUUGUGGAGAAAUUAAAGAAGACAGGAUUUAACCCCCUUCCUGCUCAAAGUUAUGCUAGACCUGGAGAUGUGCCGUGUGAUUUCUGCACUGGGAGAAAGUUCAAAGCUGUGAAAUCCUGUUUGACGUGCCUGGCCUCUUACUGUGAAACACACGUCAAGCCACACAGUGAGGUUACUCCAUUAAAGAGGCACAGGCUGGUCAAUGCAAUUGGAAAUCUGGAGCAGAAGCUUUGUGCUGAACACCAACGAUUAUGUGAGGUCUUCUGUAGAACCGAUCAGAUAUUUAUUUGCUGGCUGUGUGCAGACAAGGAACACAAGAGCCAUGAUACAGUCUCAGCUGAGACAGAAAGGACUGGGAAACAGAAGCAGCUGCGAGAGACACAGACAGAAAUACAACAGAGAAUCCAAGAGAGACUGAAAGAAGUGGAGGAGCUGAAACAGGCUGUGGUGUCAUUGAAAAGAUCUACAUGCAUAGAAAUAAAGGAAAGUGAGAAGAUCUUUACUGAGCUGAUCCGAUCCAUUGAGAAGAUCCACACUGAGGUUAUUCAGCUGAUUGGAGCUCAUGAGAAGGCUGCAGUGAAUCAGGCUGAAGGACUCAUGAAGAAACUGGAGCAGGAGAUUGCUGAGCUAAGGAGGAGAAAUGCUGAGCUGAAACAGCUUUCAGAGACAGAGGAUCACAUCCAUUUUCUACAGAAUUUCCAGUCUCACUGUGCCCAUGAAGCUGGAGAGUUACCCAGUAUUACUGUCAAUACAGACAUCUCUUUUGGGGCUGUGAGGAAAGCUGUGUCUGAACUUAAAGACCAUAUUGAGGACUUCUGCAAGGGGGGAUUAGUCAAAAUAAACAAAACAGUGAAUGAAACAGCAGUUUAUACCCUGGGGUCUAGGAGCAGUGAUAGAUGUUUAAAAGUGAAUGAAGUUGCAGUUUACGGUCUGCAAGCUCCAAAUCCAAGAAACAGAGCUGAGUUUUUAAAAUAUUCCUGUCAGCCCACACUGGACCCCAACACAGCACAUAGAAACCUCUGUCUGUCUGAAGGGAACAGAAAGGUGACACGGAGGGGAGAGACCCAGCGAUGUCCUGAUAAUCCAGAGAGAUUUGACAGUCGGUCCCAAGUGCUUUGCAGAGAGGGUUUGUUUGGGACUCGCUAUUACUGGGAGAUUGAGUGCAGUGGGAGGGGUGCUGAUAUAGGAGUCGCAUAUAAAGGAAUCAGCAGGAAAGGAGUAGAUCGUUCCUGUAUCCUUGGACUCAGUGACAAGUCCUGGAGUUUGUCCUGCUCUGAUUCAAAUUACACUGCCUGGCACAAUAACAAUCAAACUGCAAUAACUGCCCCCCACUCCCCCAGAAUAGGAGUGUAUCUGGACUUUAAUGCCGGCAUUCUGUCCUUUUAUGGCGUCUCUGACACAAUGACCCUCCUGCACAGAUUCCAAACCACAUUCACUGAGCCGCUAUAUCCUGGGGUUUUCGUUUAUCCUAAAUCCACUGCAACAGUCUGCCAGCUGAACUAAACUGUUUUAUGUUGUAAGAAAACCUUUGGGUUGAACUCCCUGCCUGUCCUGUCCACUCCCCGGGUGAAGGGAAUGAGUGAAGGGAAUAUUCAAUCUGGCACAACUUUGGAUGAAAGUUAGGUGGUAAAACAGCACCACCUGCAGUGCGAAACAAGGUGAAUUAUUUGUUUUUAGCAACGAAUGGGUUUCAUAUGAAAUAUGUUGAUUGCCGAUAUGUGAUGCAAAGUAAUACUGUUGAUUAGAAAGAAGUACAUAUCGGCCUAAUAACAAGGAAUAAUACAUUCCCUUGGCAGCCCUCAGUUUAGCGAAUCCAGCUUAUUAAUAUUGCAAUGCGCACGGGUAAGCGCCUAAUAAUUUUUCAUGGCUGGCUAUGACCCCGUGUGUGUGUGUGUAUAUAUAUAUAUAAUACAUUUAUAGUCAAAAGUCUACAUACUUUAGUUUACAAAAAGUUUGCUGCAAAAGAUUUUUCCUAUAAUAAUUUGUUUGAGAAAUUUCUAGAAAUGAUAAAUUUCCAUUGGGGUAUAUAAACUUUUGACUACAACUGUGCAUAUAUAAUAGUUUUAAAGUAUUAACAGUUUUAAGCAAAAUACUUAGUAAAUUAUCCAACUUUUAGUGUUUACAUCACUGUUGCUAAACAUUGCAACAAUAACACGCGUCAGUAUCUGUGGAUAUGAUGUGCAUUGCAUUAUGGGUAGCGUAUUACUUUGGGAUACAGUCAGAGCUCUUUGUAAAAGGCACAGUCUGUUAACCAGGUGUUAUUGGAAAUGAGAAUGUGUUCUGAAGGGUGUUACUUGUAAAGAAAAUGAACGAUUGAUUCGUAUUUCAGCUGAAUUUUUAGUAAUUGCCAGG
Polyodon spathula (Mississippi paddlefish) is the source of this 2586-nucleotide messenger RNA. RefSeq names its product tripartite motif-containing protein 16-like protein. The transcript is spliced from 7 exons. Gene Ontology annotation, molecular function: zinc ion binding; protein binding. Bases 13 to 1737 code for a protein of 574 amino acids. Lineage: Eukaryota; Metazoa; Chordata; Actinopteri; Acipenseriformes; Polyodontidae. The record is from RefSeq and is a predicted model, not a curated record.